Messenger RNA from Linum trigynum, 2870 nucleotides. NCBI's taxonomy places the organism in Eukaryota, Viridiplantae, Streptophyta, Magnoliopsida, Malpighiales, Linaceae. The record is from the annotation of a GenBank genome assembly.
GCCAUCCUGACUAUUCUCGCCUCCGUGUGUUUGGUUGUCUCUGUUUUGUACUUUUGCCUAAACGUGAACGUACAAAAUUAACUUCUAAAACUGCCAAAUGUGCUUUUCUGGGGUAUAGUGAUGUGCAUAAGGGUUAUUUGUGUUAUGAUUCCUCAGCUCAACGCAUUCGCAUUGCAUGUUCGGUAGUCUUUUUUGAAAAUCUUAUGUAUUUCCCUGAGUCCUCCGAGUCCAAUUUUUCUUUUCCUGGAUCGACUUCUUCGCUGCCCAUGUUCUUCGAUGAUAAUGAUGAUCCAGGUGAUGCUCCCCAUUCUCCUGAUCCGCCUUCCCUGUAUCAGUCCUCCCCGGCCCCUUCCUCUUCUCACGGCAGCACGUCAUCACCAGUGUCAUCCCCUCUUAAUGCGCCAUCUUCAAGUGCCACUUCAGGGAGUGCUUCUUCGCAUCCUGCUCCCCGCCAAUUUGACCGAAUUACCAAGGGGGUUCCUCCUGUUCGAUACCAAGACUAUGUAGCUCAUGGAGUCUCUAAUUAUCUUGUUCCAACAAGAUACAAGCAAGCUCAAGGUGAUCCUUUAUGGGAGGCGGCCAUGCAAACUGAGUUUGAUGCUCUCCAUGCUAAUCAAACUUGGACUGUGGUUGAUCGUCCUCCUCCAUCUGUACCGGUUAUUGGGAAUCGUUGGGUCUAUGCUCUCAAGAUGUUUCCCGAUGGAUCUAUUGAACGACAUCGAGCUCGGGUUGUAGCUUUGGGGUAUACACAGGAAUAUGGCAUUGAUUAUGGCGAAACAUUUGCUCCGGUUGCCAAGAUGACGACUGUUCGGACACUAAUCGCAGUUGCAGCACAGAAGAAUUGGCCAUUGUUUCAAAUGGAUGUCAAGAAUGCUUUUCUUCACGGGGAUUUAGAGGAGGUGAUUUAUAUGGAACGCCUACCAGGUUACAAUGUUGGUAAGCCCGGUCAGGUAUGCUUACUACAUCGAUCUCUAUAUGGAUUAAAGCAGGCUCCUCGUGCAUGGUUUGCAAAAUUCCAGUCUACCAUUCGCAGUAUGGGUUACUCUCAAAGUCUAAACGAUCCUUCCUUAUUUAUUCGGUCUACACCUCACGGUCUGGUUCUUCUGUUGUUAUAUGUUGAUGACAUGAUCAUCUCUAGUACUGAUUCUGCCGGUAUUCAAAAGCCUAAAGAUGGAUUAAGCUCUGCUUUUCGUAUCAAGGAUCUAGGAGAACUUUCUUUCUUCUUGGGAUUGGAAGUUUCUCGCAAUUCUACAGGGAUUUUACUCAGCCAACGGAAAUAUAUUGGGGACCUUCUCGAUGAUCAUAACUUCAGCGAGUGUCAUCCGGUCUCUACCCCUAUGGAAUUGAAUCUAAAGCUCAGUUCUCAGUCGGGUGCUCAGUUAGCAGAUGGAAGGCAGUAUCGCAGCAUUGUUGGGAGCUUAAUCUAUCUGUCAGCUACUCGUUCUGACAUAUCUUAUGCUGUACAGAUUGUCAGUCAGUUCAUGGCUAAUCCGACUGUUGAUCAUCUCGCUGUUGUUCACAGAAUUCUUCGGUAUCUUAAAGGUACCCAAGAUCUGGGGAUUCAUUUCCCAAUCGGCGGCCCAGCCAAACUGAGCGCAUACUCUGACUCCGAUUAUGCCGGCUGUAUUGACACUCGUAGGUCCACUUCUGGAUGGUGUGUUCGAUUUGGCGAGGCAUUUAUUUCCUGGCGAUGCAAGAAGCAAGACAAAGUGUCCAAAUCUUCCACCGAGGCAGAAUAUCGGUCCAUGUCUGAGGUAGUUUCAGAACUUGAAUGGCUCCAUCGUUUACUCAAAGAUUUUAGUGUACACUCGGCACUUCCCAUGGACUUAUUUGUGGACAACAUGAGUGUUGUUCGCAUUGCUGUUAAUCCAGUUCUUGAUGAUAGGACUAAGCACAUUGAAGUCCAUGUUCAUUACGUCCGUGAUCUGGUUCAUGAUGGUACUAUUCAGUUGCACUAUGUUCGCACCAGUGAUCAGCUUGCCGAUCUCCUCACGAAGGCCUUCCCUGCUCAACGUCAUCGAUUUCUCAGUGACAAAUUGCUGCUUCUCGACCGGCAUCAAUUUGGGGGAGGCUGUUAAGAGAGCUGUAUCUCUCUUUGUUAUUAAUGGGCUUUAAGAGUUGAUUAGCCCAUAAUUGUCAUGCAACCCAUGCACGGUUAGAAUGUUGAUUGUAAGACCUAACCUAGGGCAUAUAUAUAUUCGUUGUACAGCUAGAGGAGAGGCACUGAUUUUCGGCUGCUCUCUUCUGAACAUUUUCAGUCUAGUGAAACCUCUAUUGAAGAGCCCUAGCUCUUCCGUGGAUUAGUCCUGGAAUUCCAGGGAUACCACGUUAAAUCGAUCUGUUCAUUUACUGCAUUUGUGAGAUUUGAUUUGUUAAUAGGUCCACCAUCACUAUUGAUGCCUCUCGCCCUCUUCACCUCUUUGAUAACACCAUAAAUACACAUAUUUAUUCCCUCGUUUCUUGAUCGUUUGAGAUCGAGUUCUUGCAUUUUAAGCCGAUUUUAGACUAGGUUGUGACUAUUUUUUUUAUAUUUCAGGUUUUAGAACUCGAAAGAAGAUUUAGGAUCAAGUUUCGGGACAUUUGGAGAACGAAUGGGACUUGGAGGAUGAGAAACUGAAUUCCACGAUCUUGGAAGGUUGUUCCACGACCGUGGAUCUUCAGUAACAACCGUGGAACAGAAACAAAAAGUUCCACGGCCUGACGAAUGUCAUUCCACAAACGUGAAAUAAGAGAUGUGACCGUGAAAGUCACCAUGUGCAACUCAAGUCAAACAAUGUAUUUUGAUGUUACACGGCCAGGAAAUCCCAUUCCACGGCCGUGGAACAUGACCCGGGAAAUGCAAGUUGCGGGUAUAAAUUGGAUUUUUGGGC